Anopheles stephensi (Asian malaria mosquito) is the source of this 3383-nucleotide messenger RNA. RefSeq names its product V-type proton ATPase subunit E (gene Vha26). Gene Ontology annotation, cellular component: proton-transporting two-sector ATPase complex, catalytic domain. The transcript is spliced from 5 exons. The record is from RefSeq and is a predicted model, not a curated record. Lineage: Eukaryota; Metazoa; Arthropoda; Insecta; Diptera; Culicidae. Gene Ontology annotation, molecular function: proton-transporting ATPase activity, rotational mechanism. Bases 195 to 875 code for a protein of 226 amino acids. Gene Ontology annotation, biological process: proton transmembrane transport.
CACCGCCUAAUCAAAACCGCCAUGAUUGGACCUGCCUUACACGAUCGGUUCCAGGAAUAGCUGUCAAUUGUAUCGUAGGCAAUCGGUACCUUGGUCACAAUCGCAGUUUUUUCGAGACGACGACGAAGCAAUAACUGCGUGCUGGUCCUCACUUUUCGUUUGCAGUAGUUUGCUAUUACAACACCGCUGGCAAGAUGGCUCUAAGCGAUGCAGAUGUUCAGAAACAGAUCAAGCACAUGAUGGCCUUCAUCGAGCAGGAGGCCAACGAGAAGGCGGAAGAAAUCGAUGCGAAAGCCGAAGAAGAGUUUAACAUCGAGAAGGGCCGUCUGGUGCAGCAGCAGCGUCUGAAGAUCAUGGAGUACUACGAAAAGAAGGAAAAGCAGGUCGAGCUGCAGAAGAAGAUCCAAUCUUCUAACAUGCUGAACCAGGCCCGCCUGAAGGUGCUGAAGGUACGCGAAGACCAUGUAUCCAGCGUGCUCGAGGAGUGCCGUCGUCGUCUCGGCGAAGUAACGAAGGAUUCGACCCGCUACGGGGAGAUCCUGACUGCCCUCAUCACUCAAGGAUUGCUCCAGUUGAUGGAAGCCCGUGUGCUUAUCCGUGGCCGUCAAGUGGACGCUCAAGUCAUCCAGAACAUCCUGCCGGCGGCUGUCGAAUCGUACAAGUCCAAGUGUGGGCGUGAUGUGGUGGUCACUUUGGACACGGAGUCCUUCCUACCGGCCGACACGACUGGCGGUGUUGAUCUACUGGCACAGUCGGGACGCAUCAAGGUGUCCAACACGCUUGAGUCGCGGCUGGAGCUGAUUGCCCAGCAGUUGGUACCGGAGAUCCGUAAUGCGCUGUUCGGACGCAACAUGAACCGCAAGUUCAACGAUUAAGAAGAGCAAUCCUGGUUGAUAUGGUGCUGCUGCAUGCAAGCAGCAGAUCCAAUGCCACCAUCACUUCAACGACAACAACAACACCGUCGGCCGAUGGUGAUGGAAUGGUAUACAUCCAGAACGCACGUAAAAUCCACCAUCCAUUCUUAUACAUAUACAUAUAGAUAUCCUUGUUUCCGCAUGCAAAUAGCAGGUUCUAUAAAGUUUACUUAUACUACUGGAUCGUAGAAUGGUGUGGGUACAUUUAAACACCGUACUCGGGGGGGCGUUAAGCUCACCGACCAAGAGCGUAUGAUCGAAUGGGCCAAUCUUGCUUGCGUUCCAUCGCGUUUUGCGUGAUGAUCACCUUCCUUCCCUCUACAUGAGGAAAACAACUUAAUUAUAUUUGUUGAAUCUUGUGCUUAUAUCUGGUGCUGAAUGCCUUAGACAUCUUGGCGAUAGUCAGCUAUCGUUCCGCCCAUCUGGAACAAAUGGAAGAAUCAUUUCGCGCGCCAUUCGAUCCCGAGGGAACACUGCCCAACUUGAAUUCCCUUGCUUUUGGACGAUAGGACAAUUUCAAAGUUUAUCGCAACCCUUCACACCAUUUCAAAUUUCAAACACACACACACACACACACACACAAGGAUGCAGAAAUGUAGGUUCUAGGUUUUAAACGGAAAUGUUCGUUCACAAAGAAGAAACAAAAAUUGUUGCUACAUAUUAUAAUUGUUUUAAUUGAUGUUUUGUUUAUUUUCCCUUUUUUCGAUUGUGCCCUGCAUCGGCGGGCAUCCGUAUUUGCGUAGCACAGCUUGCAAAGUCCGUCAGAUGUUAGCGGUAUCUGAUCUAUCCUAUGUAUGUUGCAAAUAUUUUCUACCCGUUUACGAAACUAUACUAUUUUUCCAUUGUAAGAUUUUAAGUAAACCCAGCGUCUCUGCUCUAGCCGGUGCCGAUGGCAGGUGCACUUUUGCUUCGUGCCGUUUCCUUCGUUGCAAUAAUUUGUCUAAGGACUACACCUACCCGGGAACAAUGGGUCGAAACCAUCCGGCCCAACGUGCUUGCUAAAGCGGAAACAAUCGCUUUUUAAAAUACAUUCCUUUAGAAAUGAUCGCACACCUGAAAAGCGGCAGACAGAACCACGGUUGUUUGCAAGUUCGAUUACAAAACCACCAGCCUUAUAACACCCUUGGGAAGAAGUGGUUUCCUUUCGCUUUCUUUCGCUGCUACAUACUAGAGUCAAAUUUUGCGGUAGAUAAAGAUUACUCACUUGCUCGACGGGAUUGUGUCUAACCGUGUGUAAAAGUAAAUUUGUAUGCGUUAAAGCUCACCACCCCUAGAACAAAAAGAAAACAUCAUCAAUCAAUACUUACAUUCGUCCGUCCGAUUCGAUGCAUUUACACUCGAAUCCGUACCAACAGCAUCUUGCUUCGCUAACAUCAAAUUUCGAUUUGCUGCUAGUUCGAAGCAAUGGUAAGGAAAUCGGUGUGGUGUAUGUCUCUGUACGAUCGAAUAAGGGGGAGUACGAUGGGGCUGGGAGUCGAAACGUGUGUGUGUGUGUGUCUAUCUGUACAAUUAAGAUCAUAGUGAGUCGGUCUGUUGGUUGGAGAGAAAAAUAUAUACGAGUGUUGUGUCUUCAGAUUUGAUCGUUGUUUUUCAUUGAUAAAAUCGAACAUUUUAGCAAACAACGUUUGUUCUUCGCAUUAGCGUGUUGCCCUUACUUACUCCAACAACGGCCAGAACAGCAUGGUUCGGUAGAAGGAGUUGGUACAAGCUAAAAGCGCACAUCGUCAUUCACCGUAUCAGGGCUAGAGCAUGGGACGUUAUUAAGAAAUAAAAACAAAAUAUAUGUAUAUUGGAAAGAAGUAGACCUUAAUAUAAUGGAACAAAUAGGAGCAAACAAAAAAUGAAGCAAAAAAAAACAGAAAUAACAGAAAGUAUAUAUAUACACACACACACAUAAUUAUAGGUAUGAAUAGAUAUUGUUGUAAACGGCGAGUAACGAAACUUAGUUAAUGCGUAAACCGUUUAAUCACUAGGAGAAACAUGAACACAAGGCGAGGCUCGAACUUUCGUGCAUUUUGCCGUAACAUAACAGCAAACAACCGGCAAAAUGAAUAGCAAAUCCCAAACAGAUUAUCAAAAGGGGGCUGGUAGCAUGGAACAAAGGGCAGAUAUUCAAUUCAACAUGAUUUACUGUGCAACAUGAUCAUGGUAGAGAAGAUCAGCAUUAUUCAAAUAGAAACAACAACUUUAAAGAUUAUUUCACACACAGGCAGAACGUAUCAGCAAAAGUCCCGGAUAACAGCUUGUUUGAGGGAGAGAAACAAACUUUUCCACACGAACCGCAGGAGAGUGCUCUUGGUAGUGUUUAGGGGUUUGCCGAGGACAGCAUCCUCUAUCGUCUAUCCAGUGUGUGCUAGCGUCGGUAAAUGUCGAGUCCUUAAAUUCUGCAUUGGAAGUGAAUUAUGAUGUGCAUGUAAAACAUUCGUGAAUAAAUACACAACACGCCACGGUAUGGGAUGUACAAUCCAA